UCGGCAGCGUCAGGCCCUCACAGCCCUGCCUGGCACCGUGGUCUAGUUGGGCUGUGAGCGGUGAAGAGGAAGAGGCCGAGAGAGAGAGAGCGCUGGAGUGACACAGUGAGAGAGAGUGAGACAAAGUGAUCCCGGUGACGAGAGAUGAUGAGAAAAGAAUGAGACAGAGAAUGGACAUACGAAAGCCUGUAGUAGUUGUAUCUUCAUCAUUCUCUCCCUUAUUUUGCCCGUAGUCAGGUCAGGGCGAUUUCAAAACAGUAUAGAAGAAGGAAGACUAGAGGGCCGUAUUUCCAAACAUUUCUUCGCCCAAGUUCACACAUUUGGCAAGGCUUUCGUAGGAGUUGUAUGCAUUUCCAGGAGUAGUUUUAUGACCCUGGUGUUAGUUUGACCCCCCUUCUGUACCGCGAACCUAAAGAAACACUCAUUAGAACCCGACUGACCCCUUCUUUGACCUUUAGAAAUAGUUGAUGUGACAAGCGAAUGUGUCUUAUAAAACCAACCUAAGAUUCGCUGUGUAUAGGUAAAGGAAGACAAGAUACAAAACACAACGAAGUGAGCAAAUAAAUAAUAACGAAACACUUCCACCCCAAAAAUUGACCUCUCUCGGAUCGAUCGUUCUUUCUGCUUUUGUUCGGAGCAGAGUCUAGGGGCUUUUUAUUGUUGUUAAAGUUGGUUUUGUUUUUACCCUUAAGCUGCCUCUCUUACUGUAAAAAAAAAAAAUAAUAUGUCCUCUGUUAUGACGAAUUACGAAUAAACAGAAUCAAGAACAAAAGGAUCCUUGAGACUCCCACGCUCCGCUAUCCUCUUAAAAGGGAUUAGAAGAAUUGCAAUAAAUAACACCCCUACCACCCCCACCACUGCCACCACUACCCCCCCCCACCACCACUGCCACCGUCACCGCCGCCGCCACUACAGACAAAGGUGUCUGAGGGGAGGCAUGGACACCUUAGAAGCACCACCACUGCCAUCACCACCAUCAAGGGGCACCACACCCGCCAGCACCGCCCCCGCCACCACCGUCUGGAGAGCGCUGCUGCCCCUGCUGCUGCUCCUCCCCUCAGCAUGUGGCAUCAAGUGCUAUGAGUGUGUGCACAACAACCAGCGGGUCAAGAGGCACAACAGGUUCGUGUACCCGUGUGCUGAGUUUGAUGAGUCUGACCGCUACAUCAUGGACUGCCCAGACUCCAGGCUGUGCAUCUACCAGCGCAUCACCCUGCCCCUCUUCUCAGGAAGCGUCGAGGUCACCACCAUGGACGGCUGCACCCCCAAUGUCUCCAGCCAGGCCCGGUCCGUUGAGGCUCGUCUAGUCAAGCCAGGCUGCAUCCAGGAACGCAGCACCUUCAAGCCCCCUUCCUCAGAGUACUGCUACUGUGACUACAACCUGUGCAAUGCUGCCUCUCUACCCUCUAUACCCCUCGCUGCCCCUCUGCUCUCCCUCUUGGCAGUGUUAUCCCUUCACCGGGCAUUAUGGGGCACCUGAUACUAGUCUAAUAUAAGCAAACUGGGCUGAGUGGACCAUACAUUACAUGUCAGUUUGUUGCCCCAUCACACCACUCCUCAAGUCACUAUCGGACACAGCAGGACAUGAUUUUAGUUCAGUUCCUCCUCCAGGUGUUGGCUCACAAGGGAGGGUCAUGACAAGCAGACGUGUGCAUUACCUUAUUGUGCUACUUCAUUUUCUACGCCAUAGUGUGUGUGUGUGUGUGUUUGGGUGCGUGUGUGUGUGUUUAUGCAUAUAUGAGGCACUUAGUAACAUAGCAUACCAAGCGCCAUAUACAGAAAAACGCUUGGUACACUGUGUUAUUAGGGGACUCAUAUGUGCAGUCGUUUUUCGAUCAUUUUUCACAUUCAUCUCCUUAUAAAAGCUAUUUGGUGUCUACUUAAACCACGGUAUGAUGUGAGUGACGAGACUUAAUGAAGUUUUAUACAAUGGGAUUUAUGCCGCUCUCUGUCUUCUCUAAAUAUAUGAAGGAUGUGGUGCAGUGGGUGACAAGACGACCAGGAUAUUAAAGUGUUGAAGGAAAGAAGUGUCAUGCUUUGGGUCUGUUGUUCAUGCUGUCCUCCCAACCUGCCCUCUCCUCCCUUCAAUACAAGUUUUGCAAGGUGCUAGAAAUGUCUCAAACACCUCAAUGAGUUGAUUUCAAUAUGAACCGGAAUUCAGCAUCAUGAAAAUUUUGUACAAGAACAACAAUCUCAAAUUAUUCAAUACUCAAUCACCAAUGAAGACUGUCUAUGCUAUGAAUAAGAUUGGCAUUUUUGUGCUUCACCAAAUAUUUAUUACAUCAGUAACCUUUUUAAACACCUUUUUCAUUAUUUCUAGAUGAAGGAGGUAAUAUUUUGUACAAGCUUUUAUCGUGUGGAAGUCAAUGGAAAGACUUAAGUGAAGUUGUCUGGUUCAUUUAGUCACUGGUUAACUUUUUCAAACACCAUCACACUAUAUCCAAAGAGUUAAACUUUUGAAGCACCGAAACAGUAUAUACAGGUAGUGGAGGUAAAGUUUGUAUAAGCUUUUAUCAUGUGCACGACAAAGGGAAGAUUUAAGUGAAGCUGUCUGGUUAGGUUAGUCACUGGUUAACUUUUUAAAACACCAUUACUGUGUAUCCAUUUGUUCUUGUACAGUAUAUCCAGAUGGAGAAGGUAAUAUUCUGUGCAAGUUUUCAUAAUGAGCAAGUCAACAGAGCUUUAAAUUAAGUCUGGUUAGUUAGUCAUUGGUGAACCUAAAAACACCAUUAGUAUACCCAAAUGAAGGAGGUAAUAUUAUGUACAAGCUUUCAUCAUGUGCAAGUCAACGGGGACCUUUAAGUGAAGUCUUGUUAUUUUAGUCAUUGGAUAACCAUAUAAAACACCACAUCCAAACAGUUACUUUCUUAAAACACCAUCACAGUAUAUCCAGGUGAGGGAAGUAAUGUUGUGUACAAGCUUUCAUCAUGUUCAAGUCAUUGGAGACCUUUAAGUGAAGUCUUGUUAUUUUAGUCAUUGGAUAACCAUAUAAAACACCUCAUCCAAACAGUUACUUUCUUAAAACACCAUUACAGUAUAUCCAGGUGAAGGAGGUAAUGUGUUGUACAAGUUUUCAUGUGCAAGUCAACGGGGAGCUUUAAGUGAAGUCUUGUUAUUUUAGUCAUUGGAUAACCAUAUAAAACACCAUAACCAAACAGCUACUUUCUUAAAACACCAUUAUAGUAUAUCCAGGUGAAGGAGGUAAUGUGUUGUACAAGUUUUCAUCAUGUACAAGUCAACGGGGAGCUUUAAGUGAAGUUGUCUGGCUAGGUUAGUCUCUGGUUUGGGUUAAAGGUCACUUGUGGCAGCCAGAAGGUUGCCGAGUGUUACGUCACAAGAAGGCCAAGAUAAUCCUGCCAUGGAGAACUUUUAAUGCUAGAGUUCAAAUGUUUAUGUACUGACUGUGAUACUAAAGGAUAUGUUGUGCUUCUGUUGUUAUUUGUAUGUUUAAUAAAGAGUAGUGAGUGUU
Eriocheir sinensis (Chinese mitten crab) is the source of this 3469-nucleotide messenger RNA. RefSeq lists its product as uncharacterized. The record is from RefSeq and is a predicted model, not a curated record. NCBI's taxonomy places the organism in Eukaryota, Metazoa, Arthropoda, Malacostraca, Decapoda, Varunidae. Bases 938 to 1480 code for a protein of 180 amino acids. The transcript is spliced from 4 exons.